Messenger RNA from Hydra vulgaris (swiftwater hydra), 2452 nucleotides. RefSeq names its product adhesion G protein-coupled receptor E4. Gene Ontology annotation, biological process: cell surface receptor signaling pathway; adenylate cyclase-activating G protein-coupled receptor signaling pathway. Gene Ontology annotation, cellular component: plasma membrane. NCBI's taxonomy places the organism in Eukaryota, Metazoa, Cnidaria, Hydrozoa, Anthoathecata, Hydridae. The record is from RefSeq and is a predicted model, not a curated record. Gene Ontology annotation, molecular function: G protein-coupled receptor activity.
ACGCACGGUGUAAAAAAAUUUUUUUCAUACAAAAAAAUAAAAAUAAAACCUGGAUGGAAGUAAGCAAAAAUGUUUGUGGCAAAAAUAAUUAUAUCGCUAUUUUUGUUGUGGGCAACAGAUGGAACUGCUAUAAGCGAUUUAGACUGCAUUAAUCUUUUGCAAUUAGAAAACUAUUUCCCAACAAGCAAUACAUCAAUACCAAAAUCUUUCAAACCAAAAAUCUUUACAAAUAAUUCUGUCAGUGUUAGUAACAAGUUGUCUACACUUAUAUACAAUGCAACUUCAGCCACAAUAAUAAAUUGUGUUUAUCAAUUGUUUCCAGGAAAUACUAAUCAAUACUUACCUUACAUUACUUUAGAUUAUUAUAAAGCACUUCAACCUACACUAAGUCCUCUGGAACUGGAGAUAAAAUUCUGCAAUGAAAUUAAUUGGGAGGCGAAUUUAGAUAUUUCCAGUUGUUUAAAACCGUGUGAUGAUUGUGUUACUCAAAUACUCAAUAAAACAAAUAUAUACUUUAACUGUCAAAAUAUUAUGAACCAAUCACCUAUGGCAAAAUAUAAAAAUGAGCCAAUGCUUUUUGCACUUUUUUUAAAUAAGUUUGGGGCGCAACUUAACAAAAUCAAUUAUAGAAGCUGUACAAGUUCCAUAUCACAAUACCAACUGUUUAAGAAUUUUCUUUGGAACAUAGGACAACAAUUCCGUUAUGGAGAUAUGAGAGUUCCGGACUAUGGUAUUGCUAGUACUUUUCCUACUAGAAGAUGGAACACACGUAAUGACACAAUUGAAGCACCUUUUGGAAAUUUACCAAACGGUGUAUAUACUUACACAGCUAUAAUUUAUAGCAAUAUAGUCAAGCAGGGCCAAGAAAUACCAAGACAAAACACUCGAUUUAAAAAUGAAUGGAAUGAUUAUGAUCCAAUCAUUUCUGGAGUAUUUAUUGACUAUCGUGUAGAAAAAAAUUUAGUAUAUAACAAAACCUAUGUUAUUAACUCAGCUGUUAUUUCAUUAGAUGUUCAAGGGCAAAACUAUCCAAUAAAUCCACUACCUGGAGAAAUGAUCAUUUCAUUUACUCAUUAUGAUACUGCAUACAGAAAUCCAGUGUGCAUUUAUUGGCAACCUACAAAAGCUGAAGCUACUUUAUCAAUAAAUUCUGGUGGAUAUUGGAGCAACUAUGGAAUGCGUGUUUUUAAGACUAAUGCUUCAAUGACAGUAUGCAGGUCUACACAUGGUGGGAUUUUUGCUUUACUUAUGGAGCCUGAUGUGGCUUCUCCACCAAUACCAAUUGAUCCACUAAAUGUAAUGAAUAUUUUUCUUACAUUGAUUGCAGGUAUAAUUUUCUUUCUCUAUAUAUUUGGAAUCUAUUUACUUGACUGCACUAAAAAUGUUUACAAUAGAAUACAUAUAUGGAUCGCAUUUUCUUGCUUGCUAUCACAAAUGGUAUUUCUGGGAUCAUGGGCAUGGAAAAAUGAUUGGAAUAGAUGUACAUCCUGUUCAACAAUGAUUGAAUUUUUUCAUGUUGCAACUAUUACAUGGGUUAUGAUUGAAGCUGUGCAUCAGUUAUCGAACUUGAGACAUUUUUUCAACAAAACAACAAACUCGGAAUCUUUCUAUCAUAUAAUUGGUUGGGGUUUUCCGUUAGCUGUUACCAUUGCGUUACUGGGUUUUCCAUACCAGAACUACACUGAACUUAGAUACUGCUGGCCAUAUAUUAAAGGUCUUGAGAUUUGGUACUUUGGUGGACCAAUUCUUUCGAUAUUGCUUGUAAUUAUUUCACUAAAGUAUAUAACAUAUAUAGAAAUCCAAAAAGCACCUGAAAAAUUAGCAAAAGAUAUUAACUACCAACGUGCAGAAAGAAGUAAUCUUUCCUCAUUCGCAAUAACUCCUACUUUUUGCAUAAUGUGGAUCAUAUCUACCUUAGCAAUAAGCUCAGAUACAAAAAUAUUUCAAGAUGUAGCUAUGAUUGCAGUACCAAUUCUCAACAUUGUUUUGGCACUUGAAAUUAUGUAUUUCUAUUUCUAUCGCAAUGAUGAUGUAGUUGAUGCACUUAAAUAUGAAAUGCGCAUUCGUGAAAAAGAAAAACUAAAAUCAUAUGAAUACAUGCAAGGUUUAAACAUGAGAGUUACAUAUAGAACAAAAAGCAAUGCAUUAGAAGAAGAUGAUGAUUCGCUACUUAAUGAUGGAAGCACUGUUGAAAUUCAUAGAGUAAACAAAGAUAAAUUUAAGAAAAAAAAAUAGAAAAUCAAUAAUAAAUAACUUUCUCCAUUAAAAUACUUAUAUUAAACACUGUUUUUUCCUUAAAUAAAAACACUUUAAAUAAUGUUCACUGUAAUAAUUAUUUAAUAUUUAUAUAAUUGUAAGAAAUAAAAAUUAAAGUCUUUUCCUAAUUUUUACUUGAUUUAUUUGAUUAGUUUAAUUGAGAUUUUUUCUAAGAACAAAUACGAAAAUUAGCUAA